AUGGCGUCGUCGAGACCGUUGGAGGAGACCGACGUCAAGAGCAUCAUGCUCACCUCGUCGGACGCCGACAGCGAGCCGAGGAGGCAGAACACGAACGUCGCCGUCGGCGAGAUGAGCGAGUACGACGAGGCCCGCGCCGACGUCGAGAAGCAGAAGACGGUCGAGGGCACGGCCAAGUUCAACCGCCUCGGCUGGAAGCGCCUCACCAUCGUUCUCAUCGUCGAGGCCAUCGCCCUCGGCAGCCUGAGCCUGCCCGAGGCCUUCGCCACGCUCGGCAUGGUGGCCGGCAUCCUCUGCUCCGUCGGCCUCGGCCUCAUCGCCAUCUACACGAGCCACAUCGUCGGCCAGGUCAAGAUCAAGUUCCCCGAGGUGGCCCACUACGCCGACGCCGGACGCCUGCUCAUGGGCAAGUGGGGAUACGAGAUCGUCGGCGUCAUGUUCGUCCUGCAGCUGACCUUCCUCGUCGGCUCCCACUGCCUCACGGGCACCAUCGCCUUCCUCAAGCUCACGGACAACGGCGCCUGCUCCCUCCUCUUCGGCGUCGCCUCGGCCUUCAUCCUCCUCGCCCUCGCCAUCCCGCCCUCGUUCGCCGAGGUGGCCAUCCUCGGCUACAUCGACUGCGUCUCCAUCUCGCUCGCCAUCGGCAUCACCAUCAUCGCCACGGGCAUCAACGCCUCGCGCGCCGAGGGCGGCUUCGCCGCCGUCGACUGGUCCGCCUGGCCGCGGCCGGGCGUCUCCUUCGCCGACGCCUUCAUCGCCAUCUCCAACAUCGUCUUCGCCUACAGCUUCUCCAUGUGCCAGUUCUCCUUCAUGGACGAGAUGCACACGCCGACCGACUACAUCAAGUCCAUCUGGUCGCUCGGCAUCAUCGAGAUCGGGGUCUACACCCUCACGGGCAGCCUCGUCUACGCCUUUGUCGGCGUCGACGUCAAGUCCCCCGCCCUCCUCUCGGCCGGCCCCGUCAUCUCCAAGGUGGCCUUUGGCGUCGGCCUGCCCGUCAUCUUCAUCUCGGGCUCCAUCAACACCACCGUCAUCGGCCGCUACCUGCACGGCCGCAUGUUCAAGGACUCCAUCACGCGCUUCAUCAACACGCCCAAGGGCUGGACCACGUGGCUCGCCGUCGUCUCGGGCAUCACCCUCGCCGCCUUCAUCAUCGCCGAGAUCAUCCCCUUCUUCUCGGACCUGCUCUCCAUCUCGUCGUCGCUCUUCGUCUCGGGCUUCACCUUUUACCUGCCCGCCCUGAUGUGGUUCAAGCUCCUCAUGAAGGGCAGCUGGCGUUCGAGGGAGAACCUGCCGUGGAGCAUCAUCAACGGCGCCUGCUUCCUCAUCGGAAUCACCAUCCUCGUCUGCGGCACCUACGCGAGCAUCGCCGACAUUCAUCACCGACGCCGGCCAGAGCGGUGCAGCUCCCCCGUAGCAUCAUCACCGACGCCGGCCGGAGCACCUCCACCGCACGGAGCAAGCAACCGUCCUGUCGGAGCGAAGCCUGCCGGCGAAGACGACGGAGACGGACACAGGCCAGGGAUCCCGUCAGCAUGCCGUUGGCUAUGCGAAUUCAUCGACGGCGAGCUGGCUCACCCGCGAGCGAGCGCGGGAGGUGACGGCACCGUCGGUAGGGACCAUGGUUGGACAACUUGCCGCGCAGCUACGUGCACACUCGAGCUGCAGAGCGAACAGUGCCACGGGUGCCAAGAGUACGGGAGCGGUCGGUCUAGCGUCAACCCGACCAACAAGUCGGUCCGCAAGACGUUCAAAACGGACGAGGCGAGCGCGGGAGGUGACGGCACCGUCGGUAGGGAGCAUGGUUGGACAACUUGCCGCGCACCUACGUGCACGCUCGAGCUGCAGAGCGAACAGUGCCACGGGUGGCAAGAGUACGGGAGCGGUCGGUCUACCGCCACCGACAAACAAGUCGGUUCGUAA
This is a messenger RNA of Drechmeria coniospora, 1923 nucleotides long. Its product is annotated as amino acid transporter. Bases 1 to 1923 code for a protein of 640 amino acids. The transcript is spliced from 2 exons. Gene Ontology annotation, cellular component: vacuolar membrane. Gene Ontology annotation, biological process: amino acid transmembrane transport. The record is from RefSeq and is a predicted model, not a curated record. Lineage: Eukaryota; Fungi; Ascomycota; Sordariomycetes; Hypocreales; Ophiocordycipitaceae. Gene Ontology annotation, molecular function: amino acid transmembrane transporter activity.